This is a messenger RNA of Phragmites australis (common reed), 1997 nucleotides long. RefSeq names its product histone-lysine N-methyltransferase ASHH3-like. Gene Ontology annotation, molecular function: protein binding; histone H3K36 methyltransferase activity. Gene Ontology annotation, cellular component: nucleus; chromatin. Bases 552 to 1619 code for a protein of 355 amino acids. The record is from RefSeq and is a predicted model, not a curated record. The transcript has 13 exons. Gene Ontology annotation, biological process: regulation of DNA-templated transcription. NCBI's taxonomy places the organism in Eukaryota, Viridiplantae, Streptophyta, Magnoliopsida, Poales, Poaceae.
UCUCCUGUCCCCUUUGCAACUGCAGGCAGCUUUUCCCCCACCUCAAUUUUGUUCGCCACCCGCCGCCGGCGAGCUCCGCUCCGCUCCUCUCUGCUCCGCCGCGUCGUCGCUGCCGCCCCCGCCCCCUCUCAGAAUCUCUUCCCUGGCACACUCUCUCUCUCGCGCGCAUUGAUUUGUUUCCUCUCUUUCAAAACCACCCAAGCGGGGUAACUAAUUAAGGCUUGCCGAGCUGGUUGGUUCUGUUAACCUAGACGGGAUCCCAGCGCGAGUCAACCAGCCAGAGCAGGGAGCAGAGCGCCGCCGGCUCCUACCUCUCUCUCCGGCGUGGCGGGCGGGUCUUCCACCACCAUCAGGCACUAGUCUCUCCUCCGCCCGCCGCAGCGCCGCCCCUCUCCCUCGGCCUAGUGUCGUGGAAUCGGUUGAUUUGAGUUCUUCUCCUGUUGGUAGGAAGGAAAACCCUAGAUUUGCGUCUUUUGGGUGGUGGAUCCACCAAAUUGUUGUAAGGGAGAGUGGAGAUAGCUGCGGAUUUGUCCGCCCCAACCCAUCCGUCCAUGGUCCGAGCAGGCUCUUCUUCCUCAGCGCGCAAGGUGAAUCAAGCCAAGCAAGUUGAGAACGUGUUUGAGGAAUUAAUCAGCAAGAUAGAACCUGCGGAGUUUGAUCUGCCCCCCGUGUUGAAACAAUGGAAGUUAGGCUACUAUGUACCAAUCAAGCGGAAUGUAUAUCGCACUAAGAGGCGCAUUGAAGAUUAUGGCAUUUACUGUUCCUGUACCCCUUCUUCUGGAUCAUCAGUUGCUUGCGACAAAGACUGCCAAUGUGGGAUGCUGUUCUCCUGUUGUUCGUCAAACUGUAAUUGUGACAACACAUGUGCCAACAAAUCAUUCCAACACAGACCUCUUAAGAAAACAAAACUGAUUAAAACAGAGAAAUGUGGCUUUGGAUUGGUAGCUGAGGAUGAAAUAAAGAAAGGAGAAUUUGUUAUAGAAUAUGUGGGAGAAGUUAUUGAUGACAAAACAUGUGAGGAAAGACUAUGGAAAAUGAAAAGGCUGGGUGACACUAACUUCUAUCUUUGUGAGGUCAGUAGCAAUAUGGUCAUUGAUGCUACAGACAAGGGAAACAUGUCCCGGUUUAUAAACCAUAGUUGUGAACCAAACACAGAGAUGCAGAAAUGGACUGUCGAUGGAGAGACCAGAGUUGGGAUUUUUGCUCUUCGUGACAUAAAGAAAGGGGAGGAGCUGACCUAUGACUAUAAAUUUGUCCAGUUUGGAGCAGGUCAAGAUUGUCACUGUGGAUCUUCAAACUGCAGAAAAAUGCUUGGCACAAUGAAGUCAACGAAGUCAGUUAAUUCAACUGUUCUUCACAAUGGCAAUUCAGGAAGCUCACAAGAUCAGCCUGUCAGGAAGAAAAAAAAGACAAAGUGUGAGAAUUGCCUUGGGCAGUUUCUUCGUUUGUGGCAUCCACGAGAAAAAAUGUACCUCGCAUGUUGGGUAUAUGACUUCGAUCAAGAAACUAAACUACAUACUCUGCAGUUUUGUGACCUCCAUACUGAAAAGUUUAAUUUGAAAGAAGAAGACUGGGCCUUCUUACCGGAUCCAGACGAUCCGACAGAUGAAUCUGAGUGAUCAUUGAAGGAACACCAUGGUUCGCUGCGCUGCCAGGCUGAUUUGGCUCAUUGUCAUCACAGCAAAUAAAAUCAAUUUGCAGUUUCUCCUGUUUGGAGUUCACUGGAACCCUUAGUUCAGACUUGUGUACGCUCCGGCCUCAUAAACUGUGCCUGCUGUUUCCAGUUGCCGAACCGAACGACACCCCGAUUGCAUUGUUCGUUGCGCAUCCUGUGAAUGCUUAGAAACAAAAUAAAGUCUUGGUGAGUUUUGUACUCUACAAGCUUUGUUGCGUUGUGCUGUGGAAAGUGUACUCUACAGCAGACGAUAUGUCGGUUAUUGUCAAGAAGCUUGAACUGAUAUGUUGGAACGUCCUCUGAGCCUAGAAUGGUUUUGCUU